Messenger RNA from Triticum dicoccoides, 984 nucleotides. RefSeq lists its product as uncharacterized. Bases 1 to 984 code for a protein of 327 amino acids. The record is from RefSeq and is a predicted model, not a curated record. Lineage: Eukaryota; Viridiplantae; Streptophyta; Magnoliopsida; Poales; Poaceae. The transcript is spliced from 2 exons.
AUGGCCAGGCCGGCGUCGUGCUUGGGAGCGGUCGCCAUCGUGCUGGUGGUGCUGUGCGUCGCCGCGUCCUCUGCGGCUGCGCAGCCGCGCCGCCCGCUGCCGCCGAACUCCCGCGUGAUCCACCCUGGACGGUUCGGCAAGAGGACGCAGACACUCACCUGCGACAACACCAAGGACAAGAGGAACCCCUGCGUGGCCACCUGCGACAAGCGCUGCCCCAACGAGUGCCUCGUUCUCUGCCCCAGCUGCAAGACAUACUGCCUGUGUGACUUCUACCCUGGGAUGUCCUGCGGUGACCCCCGCUUCACUGGCGCCGAUGGCAACAACUUCUACUUCCACGGCAAGAAGGACCAGGACUUCUGUGUCGUCUCUGACGCUGACCUCCAUGUCAAUGCCCACUUCAUUGGCAAACGCAACCCCUCCAUGAGCCGGGACUUCACAUGGAUCCAGGCUUUGGGCAUCCGCUUCGCAAACCACCGCCUCUACUUGGGUGCCAUGAAGACUUCCCAGUGGAAUAAUGACGUUGAUCGCCUCGAGUUGGCCUUUGACGGAGCACCCGUCGACAUCUCUACUGACAUUGGCGCACAAUGGCAAUCCAGCUCAGUGCCUGCCCUUACCGUCACGAGGACAUCCAUGACAAAUGGCGUGAGGGUCGAUCUUAAGGGUGUGUUCGACAUCAUGACUAAAGUAGUUCCCAUCACGGAGGAGGACUCCCGCAUCCACAACUAUGAUGUGACAGAGGAUGACAGCCUUGCGCAUUUGGACAUUGGGUUCAAAUUCUACGGCUUCACCGACAAUGUUCAUGGCAUUCUCGGCCAAACCUACCGCUCCGACUACGUCAACAAGCUCAACGUGAGUGCUAACAUGCCUGUGAUGGGUGGUGUAGCAAGCUAUUUCUCCUCCGACAUCUUCGCCACCGACUGCAAGGUCGCUAGGUUCGGCCACAAUGGUGGCAUCUCCAUGGUCACAACCAGGGCCAACUAA